Epinephelus moara (kelp grouper) is the source of this 434-nucleotide messenger RNA. Its product is annotated as progonadoliberin-1-like. The transcript has 4 exons. Gene Ontology annotation, biological process: multicellular organism development. Bases 60 to 344 code for a protein of 94 amino acids. The record is from RefSeq and is a predicted model, not a curated record. Gene Ontology annotation, cellular component: extracellular region. Gene Ontology annotation, molecular function: hormone activity. NCBI's taxonomy places the organism in Eukaryota, Metazoa, Chordata, Actinopteri, Perciformes, Serranidae.
UACAAAGGACAGCAGACAAGAACAAAUCAGAGACGCCUGCCUGCCUCCUGCACAGAAGAAUGGCUGCAAAGUCCUUGGCACUGUGUCUGCUGCUUGUGGGAGCAGUGUUGCCACAGGGCCACUGUCAGCACUGGUCAUAUGGACUGAGCCCGGGAGGGAAGAGGGAUCUGGACAGCCUCUCAGACACACCGGGCAAUAUUCUUGAGGGGUUUCCACACGUGGACACACCCUGCGGUGUUUUUGGUUGUGUGGAGGAAUCACCUUUUGCCAAGAUUUACAGAACCAAAGGAUUUCUUGACAGUGUCACCGACAGGGGAAAUGGACACAGACCAUAUAAAAAAUAAGGAUUAUUUGAGACUACAAUAAAUAUUAUAUUAGCAUGUCACAGUUGUUGUUGUUAUUGCUUGCGUGAUUUACACUGAAAUUAAAAAUAC